Molecule: messenger RNA, 723 nt
Organism: Saprolegnia diclina VS20
Lineage: Eukaryota; Oomycota; Saprolegniomycetes; Saprolegniales; Saprolegniaceae
Exons: 5
Coding region: 1-723 (240 amino acids)
Cellular component (GO): cytoplasm; nucleus
Source: RefSeq, a predicted model, not a curated record
AUGACAACUAAAGUUGAAAUUCGCAAUGAGCUGAGUGGUCUGAGUGAUUGCUGUAGAUGUACACUAUUUCCGUGCAAAUACUUUGGUUGCAUGCCGACGGACGUCAAGACGUUCGCGUUCGCGCAGACCCGCGUCUUGGUGCAGGAGGAGCUCGGCGCGUCGGCUACAGCCGCCACGGACCUCGAUCUCGGCUGCUACGUCUGGCCGUGUGCCAUCGCGCUCGCGACCUUCCUUGCGCAGCAGCCGCAGCUUGUUGCGUCCAAGGCGGUUGUCGAGCUUGGCGCUGGCACUGCCUUGCCAGGGCUUUUGGCUGCCAAGCUCGGCGCCGCCUCUGUGCGACUCACCGACAAGUGCAUGGCUGACUUGGCGCCGGCGACGCGCUCCAUCGCGCUCAACCAGCUCGACCCGGCCUGCAUCCACACGGCAACGCUCGCAUGGGGAGAUCCGGUCUCUCGCGACUGGGCCUGUGACGUGAUUCUCGCCGCCGACUGCUUUUACGAGCCGGACGACUUUGAGGACGCCGUCGCCACCAUCGCUCGCCUCAUCGCGCUCAACCCCAUGUGCUGCGUGGCGUACGUGGCAUACCAGCUCCGAAGUGUGCUCCACACGCUGCAGCCGUACUUGGCGCGCUGGCGUCUCGAGGCGACACUGCUCGCCAGCGCGACGCCCGAGCUCGAAAACGUCUAUUUGAUUCGCAUUGCAAGGGCUACCGUAAGCGCUUGA